AUGGAUUCCACAGCAGCCUAUGCCUCUCUGGUGAAAGAUGUUAAUUCAUUUGAGUUCACAACAAGCUAUCAUCCAUGUGAGCUGUUGCUCAUUGGAGAUGAAACCUUCCCAGUGCUGGUGAGCACCAAUGGGCAAGUGCUGAUUGCAGCAUCUUGUUAUGGGAAGGGCCGGAUGGUGGUUGUUUCCCAUGAGGGAAUCUUGAAGGACUCCAAGUUUUCCCAGUUCCUCAGAAAUGCUGUGAAGUGGCUCAAACCCUCCCCCGAGGCCCUGGUUGGGGUCCAUCCUCAUUUGGAUUCCCUCUCCCAGCUGCUGCUCAGGGCUGGCACCAAAGUGCAGGCUGGGGCAGAGCUCAGCUCUUCCCUGGGGGUCUACUGCAUGGAUGCCUACAGCACACAAGCAAAAGACCUGGUUGGCUUUGUAAAGGCGGGUGGAGGGCUGCUCAUUGGAGGCCAAGCGUGGUACUGGGCCAGUCGACAUGGCAAGGAGAAGGUGCUGUUUGAAUUCCCUGGGAACCAGGUGACCAGCGUGGCUGGUGUGUACUUCACAGGCAGCGUGGCAGAGAUUGGCACUUUCUCAACGUCCAAAGAAAUGCCGAGGAUUCCUCUGAUCACCCA
This is a messenger RNA of Antrostomus carolinensis (chuck-will's-widow), 614 nucleotides long. Its product is annotated as TRPM8 channel-associated factor 2. Gene Ontology annotation, molecular function: transmembrane transporter binding. Gene Ontology annotation, cellular component: plasma membrane. Lineage: Eukaryota; Metazoa; Chordata; Aves; Caprimulgiformes; Caprimulgidae. The transcript has a single exon. The record is from RefSeq and is a predicted model, not a curated record. The annotation marks the transcript as partial. Gene Ontology annotation, biological process: positive regulation of protein targeting to membrane.